AGAAAAAAAUGACGAAGUGUCAAAAUAAUGUCAUGUGUUAUAAACUAUAAUAAUUAUAUUUAAACUACGUAAAAUUUUAUAAUAUUCUAUGUUCUAUUAUUUAAUUAAAGUAUAAAGAAAUCAUUAAGGAUUCAAUAAUCAUGAAUAUUAUUAUAAAGCAGUUACAAGGAGGGGAAUGUAAUUUACAGGUGAAGCCAACAACAAAGAUAUUAGAUAUUAAACACCACAUUGCUAUGAAGCUGAAAAUACCUAUAGCAGAACAGAAACUCCUACUUUUAGGUCGAACUCUUGCAGAUGAUCAAAUCAUUGAAUCAUAUCCAUCAAUCAAAAAUGGCACUAAAUUAAAUCUAAUCGUAAAGAAGACUCAAGGACUUCUAGAAGUAUCUACAAAAUAUUUUAAAAAACAUGGCAUGACAGAAACAGAAGCCAGAAAUGCAGCAAAUCGCUUGUUAAAAGUUGUUGAGGAAAAAUUCAAUAAAUUAUCUUGGGAUGAUAUUGAGAGGUUAAGUCUUGAUUGUAUGCUAGAAGAAUGUGGACAUCCUCGCCCUGCCAUUGAACAGGAUCAAGAUACUGAAUGUGAAGAUGCAUUUGGAUUGUGACCAAACACUAAUCAAUUGUUGGAAUUGCUUAAUCGGCUACUAUAUAACUACAGAAUAUAGUGAUCCAAUAACUGUACAAUAUUUUGUGUUGUUCAUUUGUUUUUAAUAUCUAGCACAAAAUGUUUAAAUUCAUAUUUAAAUGAUUUGCUGGAUAGGAAGUUUUUAUAAUUGCAUUAUAUAUAUAAUUCAUAUAACCAAAGGAAAAUAUUUUUGGCUUUUCAGUUGAUAGUUGAAAUAAUUUAAACUUAUUAAUUAAUAAAUGAAUUCUUUAUUUAAAAAAA
Molecule: messenger RNA, 880 nt
Organism: Vanessa tameamea
Lineage: Eukaryota; Metazoa; Arthropoda; Insecta; Lepidoptera; Nymphalidae
Product: ubiquitin-like protein 4A
Exons: 2
Coding region: 141-599 (152 amino acids)
Biological process (GO): tail-anchored membrane protein insertion into ER membrane; post-translational protein targeting to endoplasmic reticulum membrane
Cellular component (GO): BAT3 complex
Molecular function (GO): protein-folding chaperone binding
Source: RefSeq, a predicted model, not a curated record